This is a messenger RNA of Aspergillus ochraceoroseus IBT 24754, 2154 nucleotides long. Its product is annotated as sugar porter family MFS transporter. NCBI's taxonomy places the organism in Eukaryota, Fungi, Ascomycota, Eurotiomycetes, Eurotiales, Aspergillaceae. Gene Ontology annotation, cellular component: membrane. Gene Ontology annotation, molecular function: carbohydrate:proton symporter activity. The record is from RefSeq and is a predicted model, not a curated record. The coding region runs from base 489 to 2060 and encodes 523 amino acids. Gene Ontology annotation, biological process: carbohydrate transport; transmembrane transport. The transcript is spliced from 5 exons.
CGACAAGGAAAGGUCUCUCGGUGAAGUGCAAGAUAGGUGAUCGAGCCCUUGGAUCGGGUCUAACAUGGAUUCAUUCUCCUUAGUUUCUUGUCCCUAUGCUGGGGGCCAAGAAACAAGUUGCUACCCAUCCCCUUAGGCGAGAGACGGCGAAACACUUCCAUCGUAUGAGUUUAUUCAAUGGGGUCACUAUGUAUCCUGUCCCAAAUUUCUUCCCCGGAGAAACCACCCCGCCUGAACCACACUAAGGUAUAGAGUGGAGAAAGAAACAUUCAUCUUUCAGCAGCGUGACCAAAUCUUAGGAGGUCUGAGGUCUGUAAAAUUUAUUGCUCUAAAAUGAAGAUUCAGCUCGUCUGAGGGCCCGAGAGCCUCUACUCAACAUUAUAAGGGGCAGUACCGCCUUGGAAUUGUCUGUUGGAAUAUCUCUCAUCACCAAGCCAGAAGCCGCUCUCCUCAAUUCGAAUUCGUGUUGACCUUCACAGUCCGUCAGCAUGGGUUUCAUGAUCAAGAAACCGGAAGACACCCCAGGAGCAUCCUGGCCAGCAAUUGUCAUCGGUCUUUUCGUUGCGUUUGGAGGUGUUCUCUUUGGAUAUGACACUGGAACCAUCAGCGGCAUUCUUGCCAUGCCACACUGGCAAGAUCUCUUCUCAACCGGGUAUCGCGACAGCACGGGACAUUUAAAUGUGUCGUCCUCGCAAUCAGCUGCCAUCGUCUCUAUCCUCUCUGCUGGGACAUUUUUUGGCGCUCUUGGUGCUGCCCCUAUCGCGGACCGUCUUGGACGUCGUUGGAGUCUUAUCGCCUCCUCUUUCGUCUUUAUCUUAGGAGUGGCUUUGCAGACUGCUGCCACGGCAAUACCCAUUUUCCUCGCGGGUCGAUUCUUUGCCGGAUUCGGAGUUGGUUUGAUUUCAGCUCUCAUUCCUCUCUACCAGUCUGAAACUGCCCCACGAUGGAUCCGUGGAUCAAUCGUCGGCGCUUACCAACUUUCCAUCACCAUUGGCUUGCUACUGGCGUCAAUCGUGAAUAAUGCAACCAAGGACCGGGAUGACACAGGAUCCUAUCGGAUCCCUAUUGCGGUUCAGUUUGCGUGGGCAAUCAUCCUCAUUACUGGUAUGCUUUUAUUACCGGAUACACCUCGCUUUAUGAUUAAGAAAGGCGAUCGGGAGAGUGCCGCCAGGGCCUUGGGCCAACUUCGCCGCCUGUCACCAGAGGACCCAGCUGUCCAGGAUGAACUGGCCGAGAUUCAGGCCAACCAUGAAUAUGAACUGAGUCUUGGGAAAUCUACAUAUAUUGAUUGUUUCAGGGGAAAUCUCCUCAAACGCCUGGCUACAGGCUGUGCCCUUCAGGCUUUACAACAGCUAACGGGUAUCAACUUCAUUUUCUACUACGGAACACAGUUCUUUAAGAAUUCCGGCUUCCAUAACUCUUUCACGAUUAGCUUAAUCACUAACUGUGUCAAUGUUGGCUCGACUUUUCCUGGCCUGUGGGCCAUUGAGAAAUGGGGUCGCCGUCCAGUCCUCCUUUCAGGGGCCAUUGGCAUGUGUGUGUCUCAGUUCAUCGUCGCCAUCUUGGGAACGACGACGACCGGUCAAGAUGCUACGGGCAAUAUCAUUGUCCAUAAUGAAAUGGCUCAGAAAGCUGCUAUUGCUUUUAUUUGUCUGUAUAUUUUCUUCUUCGCCUCCACAUGGGGACCAAGUGCAUGGGUUGUUACUGGCGAGAUCUUCCCACUAAAAGUCCGGGCGAAGUCCCUCUCAAUGACUACAGCCACAAACUGGCUUUUGAACUGGGCAAUUGCUUAUUCAACCCCUUACCUGGUUGACUAUGGCCCUGGUAAUGCUAACCUUCAGUCGAAAAUCUUCUUUAUCUGGGGUGGUUGCUGCUUUAUCUGUAUCUCAUUUGUAUACUUCAUGAUCUACGAGACCAAGGGUCUCACACUUGAACAGGUGGAUGAGCUGUAUGCAGAAGUUAGCUCUGCAAGACACAGCACUACUUGGGCCCCUUCUGUGACUUUCAGAGAAAUUCAACAAGGUAAGGGUACUGUAAAGCACGAGGAGAGCAUUGCAUAGACUAAGGUCUAAAUCUAUGGGCAGGAAGUUUAUGUGAUCUAAAGAAUAAUUGUGAUUAUUGUAUUCAAUUUCCAGAUUAGCUCUCUGUUGUUAG